AUGUCAGGCAAAAACAUGUCUUCACGCUUGCUGAACAUGAAGUUCAUGCAACGCGCAUCGGCCUCAACUCCUACAACUCCCACCACCCCGGAUGGUACCAGACCUUCCAAACGUGUCAAGACAGAAGCAGCCAUCACUCCCGAUGCACGCGCAUUUCAGGAAGCUGCCGCCGCCGAAGAAGCAAAAAAAAACGCCUUCAUCGAACGUGCCGCCGCCGAAGCUGGAGAAACGAAAUGGGUCUUGAGCCUCACGGACGACAAGACAGCCUCUGCUGCUCCAGCAUUGCGUAUCGUCGAAGCUGGUUACGGUGCCAUUGACUCGGGUGCCCCCAUACCUGAGAGCGACGAUGAGGAAGAGGAAGAACAGAGUGCUGGCAUGGCCGGACGAAGGAGUUUUGGGAAGUUCAACAAGGCUGUCGAGCGUCAACACAACCCACAUCUCUCAUCCUCGGAAUCCGAACACGACUCGGACGCUUCCUCCGACUCCGACUCAGAAGACGACGAGGACCUAGACGAAGCAGAACUUCUCCUGAAAGCAGAACGCAAAGAAGCAGCAGCAAGACUACGUGCCGAACGCAAAACUCAACGAAGAGCCGAGGAGGCCAAGACGAAACAAAUGGCCGAGCGACGACGAAGCAGGGAUAUCAACCUGAACAAAGUCGGCGGGAUCUCUAAUGCCGCCAUCAGGAGCAAACAGUCGAACGUGGCAAAUAUGGCUUGUCAUAUCUGUGGCCAGAAGGGUCAUUUGCAGAAGGACUGUCCAGACAAGAAGCAAAGAAGAGGAGACAAGAGGAAGAGUGGUGGUGGCAUGGACUAUUGA
Messenger RNA from Aureobasidium namibiae CBS 147.97, 819 nucleotides. RefSeq lists its product as uncharacterized. The coding region runs from base 1 to 819 and encodes 272 amino acids. Lineage: Eukaryota; Fungi; Ascomycota; Dothideomycetes; Dothideales; Saccotheciaceae. Gene Ontology annotation, molecular function: nucleic acid binding; zinc ion binding. The transcript is spliced from 3 exons. The record is from RefSeq and is a predicted model, not a curated record.